Rotaria sp. Silwood2 is the source of this 207-nucleotide messenger RNA. NCBI's taxonomy places the organism in Eukaryota, Metazoa, Rotifera, Eurotatoria, Philodinida, Philodinidae. The record is from the annotation of a GenBank genome assembly.
AUGGCUUAUUGUUCAACUGGUUCAAAUCGAGGUUAUGAUGAAUUAGUUCCACAUUAUAUUGAUGUUGUUCAUGAAACAAGAUUUUAUUCUCAAAAAGAUUAUCAAUCAAAACAAAUAAAUGAAAAAACUUCUAUGAUUUAUAUUAAAAAUAUUCUUAAUAAAUUACAUAUUGAUCUUGCCCAAAAAGGUUUUACUCAGGUUUGUUAA